AUGCCUGUUAGUAAAUUUCGUGAAGAAUUGAAGAAUAUCCUUAUAGAACCAAAUACUACAACAAUUACUUCUAUUAAACAAAUUUUACAUGAAAACAAUUAUUUCAAUCUUAGUAAUGCAGAAAGACGUCCAAUAUUGGAUCAAGUGUUAAGAUGCCAUGUUUUAGACAUAGUAUCAUCAAAACCACCAAAUUUAUAUGAUGUUUGCAAGAUGUGGACAUCAUUUACAAUUGAACUUGUACGAAACAAAAUGUGUACUGCUAUAAUGCCAGUAGCUAUAUUGUCGGAUAUGUUUGCUGUGACUACUAUCGAUGUUUGUGAAAAAAUGUUUGAUCAUGUGGAAUCCAAUGUAAAUGUUCUUAAAGAGCCUACAUUUUUUAUGGCAUGCAAGAACAAUUUAUUACGAAUGUGCAAUGAUCUUUUAUGUCGCUUAUCUAGAUCACGGAAUACAGUCUUUUGUGGGCGUAUUUUAUUAUUUUUGGCCAUAUUUUUUCCUUUUUCUGAACGCUCAGGUUAGACAAUUAUUAAUACUUAAACUCAUUAAAAUUAUUAAUUUUAUUUUUUGGAAUAUUAUAGGUCUAAACCUUAUAAGUGAUUUCAAUUUAGAGAAUGUAACUGAAUAUUUGAAUGAAAAUCAUUUUGAUCAAACUGAGUAUAUGCCAGAUUCAAUUGCUGAAGAUGAAGCUAAAUCAGAUAUUAUAAA
Messenger RNA from Acyrthosiphon pisum (pea aphid), 702 nucleotides. Its product is annotated as THO complex subunit 1-like. The transcript is spliced from 4 exons. The coding region runs from base 1 to 516 and encodes 171 amino acids. Gene Ontology annotation, biological process: mRNA export from nucleus. The record is from RefSeq and is a predicted model, not a curated record. Gene Ontology annotation, cellular component: THO complex part of transcription export complex. Lineage: Eukaryota; Metazoa; Arthropoda; Insecta; Hemiptera; Aphididae.